AUGACGAUGGGGCAACGUAUCCAGUUACUUGGCCGCUCCAUUGACCUGAAUCGUUUGAUUUCCCAACGGAUAAGCAUCGCCCUUCUAAAAGCCCUUGACACGGCCAUAUGGAUGUUUGAAAGUGCUGAGCUUUCUAGCAUUGUGGAAGUAUUUCGGAAGACGCCAUCUCGUGAAAAGAAACCGCAGGUCUCGUUCAUCUAUCUAUGGGGGUCGAAGUCAUUGAAUGCAGCAUUUGCGAACAUUUUCUUCUCUUACUCACGCUUCAUUGGAAUUCCGCAUUUGAAAGCGAUCGCACGGCUAAUGCAAUACCAAGGCAUUGCUGUGAUCCUGGAGGAACUGUUAAAAAUGGCUCGAAUACUGAUUUCUGACAAGUUGAAACGCCACUUGAGGACAAUUUACUCUGUGAUGCCAAAAAUAUGCAAGUUGCCACGGAGCGACUACGGUAGUCCAGGUGUGCUUCAAUAUUACUUCCACCAUCUCGAGGGCGUGGGAAAGUAUGGCGAAUUGAAAGGCGAAUUCUGUCAGGAUCUGCGCGAAUUGGGCAAUAUUAUUCUCUUUUGUCACCAGCUAGAAUCAGGUAUGGCUCAAGAGGAGGUGCAGGAUCUACUUGCCGCAGCUGCUUUCACAAACGUCAUUCCGAAGCCACCAGCCAAAAGUGUUGCUGAGCAAGAAAAACAACUUGCUAAGCUUGAGGAGAAAUACUCUCGUAUUCAGCUCACUAAUGUCGUUGAGAAGUUUGGAGAUGAUAAG
This is a messenger RNA of Ostertagia ostertagi, 750 nucleotides long. The record is from the annotation of a GenBank genome assembly. NCBI's taxonomy places the organism in Eukaryota, Metazoa, Nematoda, Chromadorea, Rhabditida, Trichostrongylidae.